AUGUUCAAGUCUCGCUUUCCAGGAUAGUUUAAUAAUGGAGUAAAUCCAAUGCAAUUGCAUUAUAAUCCUAUCGACCAUGUUGGUUCAAUUGCUAGGUAUUGAUAAAUAUCAAUUUUAAGUUUAGAAAAGCACUUAUAUGUGUUAUAACUUCAAUUAUAAUGUUAUUUUUAAAAUAUACCAAAACUUCAGAGAAAAUCUUAAUACCAACAUUAAAGACUCUCAAUGCACAUAUAGAGUAGUAUAUUUUGAAUAUUGAUCAAGGUUGA
Molecule: messenger RNA, 266 nt
Organism: Paramecium octaurelia
Lineage: Eukaryota; Ciliophora; Oligohymenophorea; Peniculida; Parameciidae
Source: the annotation of a GenBank genome assembly